Molecule: messenger RNA, 881 nt
Organism: Malus domestica (apple)
Lineage: Eukaryota; Viridiplantae; Streptophyta; Magnoliopsida; Rosales; Rosaceae
Source: RefSeq, a predicted model, not a curated record
AUGGCCAUAACAACCCUGGUUCUUGUUUGGACCCUAAAGUUCCGCGGUGGCUUCGCUCUCGAAUCCGGCAUCGAAGAGAAAAUUUUGAAUGUUCAUACGUUUCUAAUGGUGGUCGGGUUUAUUUUGAUCGGUGGAGAAGCAAUCAUGGCAUACAAGACAGUCCAAGGGACAAGGAACACACAAAAAGGGGUGCACGUGAUAUUGCAUCUUCUAGCUCUGGCGGCUAUAAUUUUUGGGUUUUACUGUGCUAUCCAGUUUAAUCACGAAUCCAGAGUUCCACAUUUUCUUACCUUACACUCCUGGCUCGGCAUAACAACCAUCUCUUUAUUUGGUAUUCAGUACUUGUUUGGCUUCGUGUUCUAUGUGUUUCCGGGUGGAGACAUGUCGUCGAGGGGAAAUUUUAUGCCAUGGCACACAUUUUUUGGGAUGGUGAUAUUUCUUCUAGCAGUGUGCACGGCUGAGACAGGGUUAAUGGAGAGGUUCUUUUUCUUGGCCGUAGUAAAAAUUAAUCAAGAAGUUCUUAUAGUCAACUUCACUGGUCUUUUGCUCUUUCUCUUCGCAGCCACCGUCAGCCUCACCGUCCUCCUCCCUCGGCUUUAUUAACUAAUACCAACCAGUCAUCUUUACCUUAGUAUAUUUUUCUUAUUAAAUUUUUGUUUUGAGACGAAUUAUUUUUGCUGUUGUUUUGAUAGAGCAUUAUAUUUACGCGUAGAACGAGAGAAUUAAUAUCAGUAGGUUGUAGUGCUAAGUAUUAAUACAUUUCUACUUCCGUAAAAAAUUUGUUGAGCUGGAUGGCUAUUUGUAUACUUAAAUUAAUAAAGCAAAAGAUGAACAUUCAAGUAAGUUUAUUGUCAUCUUACUUUGUAUCUGUCAAAGUGUAG